Molecule: messenger RNA, 1250 nt
Organism: Sitophilus oryzae (rice weevil)
Lineage: Eukaryota; Metazoa; Arthropoda; Insecta; Coleoptera; Curculionidae
Exons: 3
Coding region: 143-823 (226 amino acids)
Source: RefSeq, a predicted model, not a curated record
UUUCAUUAGUUUUCAAAUUUAUAACCAAAAAAUUGCCUUCUUUUGAUACAUUUUUAUUAUUGGUAAAAGCAGAAAAAUAUCUAAAUUAUACCAGAUUAUACUAUCAUCUUUCACAGAAUGGUUAAAUUUUAAGUACCUAAUUAUGUGUCCAUUAAUUCUUACAAUAUUAAGCCCUGAUAAAUAUUAUUAUGGUAAAGUACUGUUGGAUAAUCGAGAAGUGUUAAAUUUGAAUGAUUUUAACCAAAAUGAAGGAAAAGAAGUGUUAAAAGGCAAAUUAAAUCUAGAUUGUGUAUUUGUGCAUUAUUUUAUUAAAGAACUUAUCCUAAGUUGUAUAUAUAGGAAUAAUUUUUUAAAAUUUGUAAAUACUUCGGACGUUUUACCAAGGAAUUUGAUAUUGCAAGAAACUAAAAGAGACUUAAUAGAUUAUAGAUGGAAUGAGCAUGUAUGCUUUCUAAUUAGAGAAAAAUGUGAAUUAGAUCAUGCACUUAGCUGGCUUUCAACAUUGGGUGGUGCUUUUUCAGCUUUGGGAGAUUACUUUGAAAAAUGCGCUGACACUGCCGGAAAAAUUUCUGUUAAUCAGUUAAAAUUGGCAAUAAGGCUAGGAGAUCCAAAUAUAGCAUCACGAUGCCGUUUAUAUUUAAGCCUUAGUUUAAUUCAAAAGAAGAAAUAUAAGUUAGCUGCAAAAAUUAUCGAAGCCGAGUAUGUAACAUCAAAGUGUGCAAUUAUAGUUGAUGAAAGAUUGGUUAGAAUGUGCAAAGGUAUAUGGUCAAAAUUACAGUACGAAUAUAGUUUAUAUAGAAAAAAUAAAGGAUUAAAAAGUUAAUCACAUGUAUUUUUAUUAGGCCAUUAAUUAAACAACACUAUUAAGAUCAUAUUUAUAUUUUUAGGAAUUUAAUAUACACAUUCACUUUACAAUAACACUAAAAACUUGUGUCUAUUACAUAGAAUCUCCUAAGUUUAAUUUUCUUCAAAUAGCCGUAUUGAUAUAAAGUAUAAAUAUAAGAGCAACAUAACAGGGUGAUAAUUUAUAUAUUUCUUUAAGGAUUGCAAUAAGAUUAUACCUUUAAUAUAUGAUUCUAACACAAAAAAAAAACAUCUUUGCAUAAAUUAAUUAAAAAAAAAAAGAUUUGGAACAUAUUUUCUUUUAUUACAUACUAACCUAAAUUAGCUAGUGUUUUAUGAAUUAAGUUUAAUUUUAAUUUGAAACAUGAUCCAAAUCUUCCACAGUACAAAGAUCCUGAAAAAAAAAA